UACAAAUCUAUUACAUUUAUUGAGUACUAGAUCUAGAGAAGGAUAUUAGCAGCCCCAGCUGCAAGUAAAGCAAUGGAGGGAAGUGACGAGGAGUUGAAUAUACCCUGGCUUGUGGAUCAGUACUCGCAGAUCCAAUACCACACAACGCUUGUUGAUCCCAUGAUAGACAGAGUAGAAGCGCAGUGUAAGCGGCUCUUCUUGAAGGAUUACAAUGUCGAGAUGCUCAGCAACCAGGCAGGAGAGUUGUGUGGUCAUUAUCCCAGACAUCUUAUCAUACCUACCACUUACAAAGAGUGUGCUCCUGUCGAGAUGGCUCAAGAAGUGAGCGGUCUGAUCCACAAGGCACGAUUAGCUCGGUGCCGGUCCCGAUUCCCAGCACCAGUGAUGGUGUACAGAGACAAGUUCGUUUGUAGGUCUGCCACACUGGCAACCACCGCGGAGAUACUGGGCAGGUCUGGUAUGGAGUGGUUGCAGGGGACUUGGGAUGAGUAUUCAAGUGAGUGGGAAACGUGCGACAAGUUGCGUGAGGCAGACAAAGACUUGUUGAACUACUUGAAAGUAAAACAUAUAUUUGACAUGAUGGUAGAAAACAAAAAGGUAAAGUUCGGACUAAGUAUUACUUCCUCUGAGAAAGCUGACAAGGAAAAGAGAUACUGUGAUUUUGAUCUGUACUCAGUCCCUUACCCAGGAACCGAAUUUUUCACUGAAUUCCGGACAAAACAGAUGUGUGCGGAAAACAUGCACUUUGACUGGGACCAGGCUUUUGUUAACGCAGAACUCAAACUCCCAAAUUCACCCAUAGUUAACGACAUUUCACUGGAUUGGCUUGACUAUAAGAAGUGGAACCUAAUAGAGCUGACAAGUUCGUACAUGAUGCUGCUCGUUAAAUGUUUAGGAGAAGGUGAAGGUGGGUUAUUGUUGCACUGCAUAUCUGGUUGGGACAGAACUCCUCUUUUUACAUCCCUCCUCAGACUAUCACUUUGGGCGGACGGUGCCACCCAUCAAAACCUUGAUGCGAAGGAAAUUUUAUAUCUGACAAUCGCCUACGAUUGGAUGUUAUUUGGACAUCAGUUAGAAGACAGACUGAGCAAACAGGAGGACGUCUUUCUCUUCUGUUUCUACUUCUUGCAGUACUUGAAAGAGGAUAAAUUUAGUAUACGACAGUACCAAGAUUCGACAACGCAGUUCAGAGCGGAGGAAGCGGUUCCGGGAGGAGGAGGAGAGAGCAAUACAAACAUGAUGAGGUUCAACUCAGUGGACAGUUUCACUGACACUGUGUGUUCUAAUAUCACUUCCUAUACCAACACUUCGACAGUUAACGGAUCUGAGAAUAACGGGACGACGAAAGGACGGAGCAGUAGUCCAGCAACCCUGAUGUUAGAAACAGACAAGUGCCAGAACGGAGCCCACUGUGUCAGAUCACGACAGAGCACCGGAAGUGUUAGUUCAAACGGUGUUAACGGUAACUGUGGUUCGUGCGGUAAUUCUGUUCCCAUAGCGACGAACGGGGAAGCUAGCAGUAACGGGUCCUCCUACGAUAACACCUUUCUACCCCAUGAAACUCAGCACGCACCAGAACAGGGCGAGGGUACAGACUCUGGACAGAACUAUCGAGGCAGCAACUCUUCCAUAGAUAGCUGGCUGAUGGUAUCUGGAUCCCUCCAGAAGGAGAACCACUUGGACAAGAUAAUGGAGUCAAAGAGACUCCAAAAACUCGAUAGCGUCUACCAGUACUUUGGCGAGGCGUUCGCGUACCUGGUGAGUAAAGGGACGAUAACCCCAACCUGUACCUCUUCCUGGAGCACGGUUAUCGGACAGUUAGCCGACAGCGUCUCUAAGGUUACGUUUGGGUUGAAGACGAAUUACCCUCCGGACGAAUCAUGUAGAAACACAUUUGAAAUGGUAGCGAUGAACAGUUUCAAUAGUUCUGGGAGAUCGGUCACUUAGGAUGCCUCCCUCAUACGGGAUUUAGCUCACCGUGAUUUAGGAAGCUGUGCUACCAGUCCAGGGCACGUGACGUCAUCGCCCUCACGUGACGUCAUCGCCCUCACGUGACUUUAUCGCCCUCACGUGACGUUACCAUUGAACAGCCUAAUGAAACUAACGGCUUGUCAUGACAAGAUAUCAUAUCUGAAUCCUUAGUUGGGUUUUGGCUUUGAUAAGCUGAUUAGUCGGAUAUCAAGAUUUUCUUUGAUUAAAAUACUGCGGGAAUUUGUUUUAAGCUGAAAGGGAGUGUGGUGACUGGUGAGUGGAUGAUUUGAAUUUCGGUUCUCUGUAAAAUUAUUAAAUCAUUCUUUGUUUGUAAUUUUGUGGGUUGGCUGGUUGAGAUUCCUGAAAUAUGAUAAGCUGUCACGUUGCCCAAAACUAAAAGAAAAAGUGAACAGAAUCACAAAAAUUAAUCAACGAUAACUUUAAUUAAUCAAAGUUUUUGCUGAUACACAUUAUGAUUAACUUCAUUGUGUGCGAUCGCUAAUUUUGUGUUAAAAAGGCUAGGUGUCAGCUAAGUUGCAAAGCUUGUUUUGAAUUCUCAUUUCGUUGGGUUCUGUUUUGAAUCGUUUUUCAGAUGUCUAGUUUUUCUGGGAUCUUUCGGGAAAUGUGCCGAUUAUAUAUAAUUUGAAGUAUUUGUUUAGGUGAUUUUAUGUUACAGAUAUGAUGGAAUUUUCAAUUUGCAUGCUUUAGUGAAAUAUAACACUUUUCUGUAAUAGUGAUGCCUCAUCCUAAAUUGAAAUUCUCUUCCAUUCUGAUUUCUAUGGGGGCAAUCCCCCUCCUCCGAACAAAAUUGUGGGUCAACUGAUUGGGCGUCACUAUACCAUAGCGUAGGAUGUUUUUCCGUCAUUUUUAGACGAAGAUUAGGGAGUUGACAUCACGGUCAAAUUGAUUUUUAUGCAAAGAGUUAGUUUAAGGCGUAAUAUUUACGUUUAUACGUACAGUUAGAGAACAAUUGUUAAUAGUUGUUUCCGAUACCCAUGCAAGUUACAAUUGAUCUCUCUUAAGUCCUUCGCUUUUCGAUUCAAUUCGUUUGUACAUGUGUUUUACAUGUCAACUAAUAGCUCAAUAAACUUAUGAAUGUUCGUCUUUUAAAAUGAGGCUGAGUCGGUUCACUAGCUUUAUACUAGAUUUUGUUACUAAAUCUAGAAGCUUCUGCGCACCACGAAUAAUUCUAUUCACAGUCUACUUCUAGCUGCACUGUUGGUACAUAUAAUGAUACUAAUACUGUAAUAUUAAUACUGGGAAUACUUAACAAAUCAUAAUUUAGAAUUUAGGCGGCCAUUUUGUUAGCAUGCAGAAUGCAGGGGUAUCUGAAAAUAAAAGGUAUCAGAUUUGAGUCGGACAACAAAAAUUUUAGACAGGCAAUGAAAAUUUUGGGCAGACAGUAAGAAUUUUAGGAAACGAAUGUGUGUCAACUUCAAGUAAGAGUGCACAUCGUUAAUUCGAGAUGCUUCGGUCGGAUUUAACGUUGACCCCGCCAUUUUCCGCCUUUGUUUUUUUCCAGAUAAUGAUCGACAAGUGAAUUAAUGAGGGUAGAUUUUAUACAAUUCUUCUUGUUUAUCCAUCACUUGCCAAUCACUAUAUGGACAAACUAAAAGCGUGGGGAAAGACUUGAUACACCUCUUACUUCGGCCGCCAAGAGAGGUAUACGACUUGUAUCAAGAAAAGACAGGGUGACGCUCGAUUCGACUAACUUUUCGACUGGUAUUAUAUUAACGAUAUACGGGUUAAUAAUAAAAUUAAAUAUCCCAUGUCUGUGAAGUAAAAAGGGUUAUUUAAUUUUGGUAAAUUGUGGAGAUGUUUUAUUUCGUAGAUAUGAUGAAAUGUGAGUUGUAGUUGUAAUUGAAUUGAUUGCAUUUUCGGUUCAAGUUCGGCCACGAUUA
Molecule: messenger RNA, 3872 nt
Organism: Bolinopsis microptera
Lineage: Eukaryota; Metazoa; Ctenophora; Tentaculata; Lobata; Bolinopsidae
Product: myotubularin-related protein 14-like
Exons: 17
Coding region: 73-1947 (624 amino acids)
Biological process (GO): dephosphorylation
Molecular function (GO): phosphatidylinositol-3-phosphate phosphatase activity
Source: RefSeq, a predicted model, not a curated record